AUGGACGGCGACGAGCCCACCCAAGCAACCCAGAACGUCCUCGACCCGCGCCGAGUGGGCAAGCAGAACUCGGGCUUCUCUGACGAUGACGUCUCUGACAUCAUCUGCGUACUCUACCCCCGUUCCGACCCCACCCGGCAGGAAAUCCAAAGACUAGCCCAAGAGGGCUCGCCGCACAUCAUCGGCAAGGACGAGGCCGAUGGUGUCGAGCCCGAUUACGAGCUCGAGGACCAUGCCAGCCGCUUCGAGUCGAACCCCACGAGCCACGGCGACUAUUCCAUCAAGCUGCGCUUGUCCGCCCAUGUCAAGAACCCUGCCGCCGGCUUUGCCUUUGGCAGGAACGCUGCUCGAUGCGACAUCGUCUUUGUCAACGACCCCCUCAAGAGGGUCAGCAAUGUCCACUUCCGCAUCUACGUCAACGAGUACGGCAACGUCAUGAUCGAGGAUCAGUCGACCAAUGGCACCUUUGUCGACACAAGGCUCCUGUCCAGCAAGCCAAAGAACGGCGCCAACCCCGUCACCAGAUGGGUGCUAAGCUCCGGCUGCAUCAUCAGAGUACUCCUCCACGACUUGAACCGCGACCUGACCUUCCUCGUCCGAAUCCCUCGCCGCGACGAUGACUACGACCGGGCCUACAUUGCAAAGGUGGAAGAGUACUUCGCGAGGCAUGGCCUCAAGACGGCCCCUCGCACCGGCGGCCACGUUGACCUGUUCAAGACGCCUGGCGAUCCGGUGCGCAAGGACAAGCAGGCCGUCAUGCGCAGAGAAUGGACCGGCUCCGGCACCUACAACCGGAUAAAGAAAGUGGGCCAGGGCGCUUUCGCCGUCGUGUACAGAGUCACGUCCAAGUACGACGGAAAGCCGUAUGCCGCAAAGGAGAUUGAGAAGCGUCGGUUCAUGAAGAAUGGCGUGCUGGAUCAAAAAGUGGAAAACGAGAUGAAGAUCAUGCGAAGGGUCCAACAUCCAAAUAUUGUGCGCUACAUGGAAAACAUAGACUGGGAGGAUCGAUUGCUCAUCAUCAUAAUGGAGUUUGUCCCGGGUGGCGACUUGGGAAAGCUCGUCUCGGACGACGGGGCCUUCCCAGAAGACAUGGCCCAGACCAUGGCCCGGCAACUGCUGAGUGCCCUGGGCUACCUUCACGCCAACAACAUCACCCACCGCGACGUUAAGCCCGACAACAUCCUCAUCAACACACUCGACCCCCUCGAUGUCAAGCUGACGGACUUCGGUCUGUCCAAGAUGGUCGACACCGAGCAGACCUUUCUCAGGACCUUUUGUGGCACUCUGCUGUACUGCGCGCCCGAGGUGUACACCGAGUACGCCGAGUACGACGACAACGGGGUCCGGAGUCGCGUGGACAUCUGGUCGCUCGGUGGUGUCUUGUUUUUUACUCUGACGGGCUCGCCGCCGUACCCUGUCAAGUCGGGCAUCAGUCACUCGGAACUGCUGCAUAAAAUCAUGACAACGAUGCUCAACAUCUCGCCCCUCGAAAGGUAUCAAGUGGCCGAGCAAGGCAUUGACUUUUUGCACCGCCUGCUGCAACGACGCCCCGAGAAUCGCGCAACCAUUCCGGAGCUCGAGAGCCAUGCCUGGUUGGGGGGGCCAGGCUCCGUCAUUGAGGCAUCUCAGUCGUACGACGUCAUUACGGACGACGAGGACGUUGAGAUUGAGCCGUCCCAGUUUCAUCCCGCGGCAUACGAUGACGACCGCAUAAGCGACUCCGAAGGCGACGAGUCCGAGAAGGAAAACGACUUCGUCACACAGCGUCCGCCGCCACCUCGGCUAUUCGGAGAGGUUGGUGUCUCGGCAGUAGGCAGCUCGGGAGCCCUUCCAGCCGACCUUCUCAGAAUCCCCGCCGAGAUGAGCAUGGGUGAAACCGAAAUCCUAGAUUCACAUCAGAACCAAGAGUACGAUUCCGAAGAUUCCACCACCAUCGGAGGUAAGAAUGGCCAAGCCUACGUCUACAACCAGACGUCCAUCUAUCCAAACCAGUCUACGGAUCAGUUGCAGAGUCUGGUGGAAGAUGUUGCAUCACAAAGCCUGGGCGGCAAAGAAUCCAAGACUGAAAGUCCCGCGAUCUCGUUCAACUCCCUGUCGCAGUCGUCCAUGGAUCCGAAUUCAAGCAAGCGCAAACCCUCAUCGCACGAGGUCAGCGACGAGUUUGAUGAGAAUACUCCGCCCGGUAAACCCACCCUCAAGAGACUCAAGUCGGACGGGGACGAUGACGUUACCGAGGACGUUGUCCGCGAAUUCAAACUGCUGGCCCGCAUCCCCCAGAUCAAGAGACUCGGCUCCGGCCGACAAAUCGACGGCCCCGUGAACAAGAUUACGUUUUGGGAGCAAGAUCGCACGACGUGGCAUCUGCAAUAUCCCGAAAUGACCCAGCUUCACCUCGGGCCGUCCAACCAGAACGGGGCGACGGCGCUUCCCGGGGCCCCGGGACUGAGACCGGGGGACCGCAACGCCGCCGACGACACACUGGACAUCCCCUCAACGGCCGCUCCCAUUGUGGUGCCGGUACAGGUGGACCCCACGUCGAGUCGAGCCAUCGCUGUGGUUGAGUCACUUCCCGAAUCAUGCAUUCAAGGCAUCUCCUUCCCCAUCACUGACUCACUGGCUUCCUUUGGCAGGGGCCCCGAAAACACAGAGGUCUUCAAAGAGCGGCUGGAACCAAGAGUGCCCAAGUGUGCUUUCAAGAUUAUGCUCUGGAAGGAGGGUUACGACCCGUCCAAGGACCCUUCCAAGAUGAAGCAUCCUUGGCAAACAACCUCUUCGGCUGACGACGAAACGUAUCAUUUUUGGAUUUCAACAAAGGCUACGCUCGGGAUCCGAAUCAAUGGCUAUACCUUGGCCUCGUCGGACGCAAAGCAUCCAAACGCACCGUCUCACUACUGGACCAGGAUCAACGACGGUGACUCCUUGAUGAUAUGGGGAGGCCAGGACCCCACGAACCAGACCAAGCUGAUAUUCCGCUGCUUUUGGGGAGGGUCCUCAAAGCCACGCGCAGAGCACCGGCCGCAGCUGGAGCUGGCGAGCCCCGCUAUCGCCCAGAAGCUCGAUGCCGCGUGCCAUAAGACGGAGAAACGCAUGCGGGAGGCGGCAGAGAGGCGGCGGCGGCUACGCGAGGCCGAGGCUGAGCAUCAGGCGCGGCUCCGGCAGGUGCAGAGGGAACGAGAGCGCAGCUACGCGUUCGAGAAGAGGAGGCUGGAGGCCGUCGAGUAUCUCGCCGCGGGGCAACGACCCGGCUCGCGGAGGGCAUCGCCCGGCUAUCUGCCUCCCAUGGCGCAGGCGAGCAGGCUGCAGGGCAACGUGCUGGCUGCGCGGCUGAGUCGAUGA
This is a messenger RNA of Hirsutella rhossiliensis, 3336 nucleotides long. RefSeq names its product kinase. The coding region runs from base 1 to 3336 and encodes 1111 amino acids. Gene Ontology annotation, biological process: autophagy; peptidyl-serine phosphorylation. The record is from RefSeq and is a predicted model, not a curated record. The transcript is spliced from 7 exons. NCBI's taxonomy places the organism in Eukaryota, Fungi, Ascomycota, Sordariomycetes, Hypocreales, Ophiocordycipitaceae. Gene Ontology annotation, cellular component: cytoplasm. Gene Ontology annotation, molecular function: ATP binding; protein binding; protein serine/threonine kinase activity.